GCCGCUCGCCACAAAACCCCUCUCCCCUCACGCUCCCCACCCACCUCCUCCCCCUCGAGGCAAUGCCGAGCGCCCUUAACCUAGCCUGAGUUCGAGCUCAAUCCCCAUUCCGUCAUGGAUCGGCCGCCGCAUCUCGUCAUCGACCUCAACGAGGCCCCGCCGCCGCCGUCGAGCGACACCCCGCCGGCGCAGGCCCCGUCGCCGCCGCAGGAGUUGGCUCCGCCCGUCCAAGCUCCUCCUCCUCCUCCUCCUCCGCCGCCGCCGCCGCAGUUUCCUCCUCUCCUGCCGCCGCAGCUGCCCCUGGGUGCGCCCAACCAACAGGUGCGGCUCCAGCAGGAGGCCCUCGACGUGGUGCUUCGGGUCCACCGCCCCCUCGAACUGAGGAAUACACCUUUUGGGCCCAUAGGGAACGUGCCCGCCGGCUUGCUCCCUGGUCUGGGGCUGCCGCUGCUCCCUCUGCAGCCGCCGGCGCCUCACCCUGGGGAGGCGGGUUGGGGCAACCCGCCGGCCCCCUGCUCGUCCUGCGGUCGCCAGGAGAUUCUGGGGGGAACCUUGGUCUGCGACGCGUGUGACAGGGGGUUCCAUCCCAACUGCGUCCGCGUCUGGCCGCCUCUCUUCCCCCCGCCCCCGCCACCCGGCCCCCCUGGCGCCCGGCGGCCCCGUGCCGCCGCCAACGAGGACUGGAUCUGCCCUGCGUGUGAGAGGCGUGGCGCUCGCUCCACCCGCUGGAAGCUAGGUGCAGUUGAGCUUGACAUCAACGCUGCUCCGCCAGAGGACCCCGUCACAGUCAUCGCCAAUGACAUCCGCAGACAAAAUAUCACCGAUGGACCCCAGUUGACAGUUGCCAACUUGCCACAUUUUGAGGGGGGUCACUUGCAGAAUACUACUCUUUAUGAUGGAAUGCAGUUUAUGCCAGCAUUUGAUCUUGCCCAGUGUUUUGGCAUGAGACAAAAUUUUACUUCCAUGGAUCAAGAUUUAAUUGCUGAUGGAAACGUACCACAAAGAUCAGCUCAUUUACGCAGAAGAAGAGAUCUUCCACAAACAUCAACAUUACCCAAGGUUGCAGUGAACCAUGAGUUAGGAAGUGCUGGCACGUCUAUGGAUCCAUCAUUUUUUAACAAUACAAUCAAACAAAGUCCUAGUGAAAACAGAAGUUCCUUAAAGCCUCCAAUAUUUCUUAUGGAGAACAGUAAUCAUCAGCCACAUCAUCAUACAGUUGCACUACCUGUUCAAUAUAGUGAUUUUUUCAUUACCAGCUUGGGAGAAAUUGACAAUCGGACAAGUUACCACAAUUCAUACCAGAUAUGGCCAGUUGGGUUUACGUCUUACUGGCAUGAUAGAGUUACUGGUUCACUGUUUGAGUGUGAAGUGCACGAUGGAGGGAAUUUUGGACCUUUGUUUAAGAUGAGAAGGUUACCGUGUUCAGCAUUCCAACUUCCGGAUGCAUCAACCACAGUGUGCCUAAAUGUUGUUAGGAACGCUGAUACAAUAGAAACGAAGGAAGGUAGUGAUUUGAUUGAAGAUACUGCCAAUGAUGCUAAUGAUAAUAUUUCUAUGCUCUUAUCAGAUUUCUCUGAGACGAAUCAAGAUUUCUUAUCAUGUCUAGGUAAUGAUUUGGAGGGUAAAGAAAGUUUAGGGUGCAGUAAUGUAGAAACUAAGGAUAUGACAGUGCCAGAUGUGCUGUCAGAUCCUGGCUCUUUCAGUUGGGCACCGACCAAUGAUGCAAAUAUGUAUGACAAAAUUGGUGACUUCAGUUAUGAAGGAACAUCACCUUCCUCAGUCUGGAGGAUGAUUUCUUGUGCUAUGAUGGAAGCCUGUGAAAAAAUGUACAAGGAGCAUGGCCAUUUGGUAUUAUUCUGCACUCACAGUAGUGAAAAAUCUCCAUUUGACUAUGAAAGUGGACCUCAGCGCACUGAUGGUCCUUUCAAUCUAUUGGCUAAGUUUUGCUCAUCAAAUGGGCCUAAGGUACCACAGUUUAUAGAAAAGGAGAAUGAUGUGCAGUCAACUUGUGCAUUACUUAAAGAAUGGCUGUAUCCAGACAGAAUCGGGUUUGAUUUGGAAUUUGUUCAAGAAUUUGUGGAAUCUCUUCCUAAAUCCGGGGCUUGUUCACACUAUCAGUUCUUGUGUAACAGGACUGGAAUUAACUCUUCACUGACGAUUGCAAGUGGCACACUGGUAGCUGUUAAUAAAAAUAGUCCAAUGCAUGCGAGACAUGGAUCUGUAGUGAGUGGGCCGCAGGAUCAUGCUCAGCCUAGCUCUUCUAGCAUCCGUGAGCUUCCUCCAGGAAAUCCUAUUAGCCGCAAGCUUGCACCAGAAUUGGCUGGGGAUGUUUUCCAGAUAUUGGAGUUUCUUGGACGAUUUGCUGAAAUCAUCGGCCUGAAAGAACUUCCUUCAAUUGAGCAAGUAGAAGAUGAACUCAUUGACCCAUGGCCAAUGCAUCCAAAUAAAAAUGACAUCCACAACUACAUGGAUCACAAUCCACCGAUGAAUUCACCUGCUAAUGUUUCUUCAUCGUACUCGAAUGGCGAAUCAGGUAUAACUUCUAUUGAAGAAAUGGUAUAUGUGUCUAUUCCAGUUGAGACUUCUUCAGCACGAGAAGCUGCUCAAAAUAAGUUGGCUGCCCAGACACUUGGGAGAUGUAGUGGUUUAGUGCUGCCUGAGAUCCACAUUGCACUCUUGAAGGUUCUUUUCACCGAACUUGUAUCUAGAGUCGCAAUUUUUGUGGAUCCAAGCAUUGAUUUAAAAGAAUCAAAAUCCAGACGAGGAAGAAAAAGGGACACUGAUACUCUAACAAGAGAGUUAAAGAUUGAUAUGCUGACUGCUAACAAUUUGACUUGGCCGGAGUUGGCUAGAAGAUAUAUUUUAGCUGUUUCUUCCAUGAGUGGCUGCAUGGAUUUAUCUGAUAUUUCUAGUCGAGAAGGAGUGAAAUUGUUCCGCUGCCUACAAGGUGAUGGAGGUAUCCUGUGUGGAGCUCUACCCGGGGUUGUUGGCAUGGAGAAGGAUGCAUCGCUACUUGCAGAGGCUGAAACAUUGAUAUGCAAUUCUUCAGCAAAUGAAGGGAAUACCGUCUUUAUGAUGGAUUACAAGGAUACUGAUAUUGUAGAUUCUCCUGAGGAGCCUGCUAGUGACACUACGUUGCCAGAUUGGGUGAAAUCAUUGGAGCCUGUGAGAAAAUUGCCAACUAAUGUGGGAACAAGAAUAAGGAAGUGUGUUUAUGAAGCUUUGGAGAGAAAACCUCCAGAAUGGGCAAGGAAAAUUUUGGAGCACUCAAUCAGUAAAGAGGUCUACAAGGGUAAUGCAUCUGGACCAACCAAGAAAGCUGUUUUAUCCGUCUUGACAGAGGCAUGCCGUACAAAAGUACCCCAGAAUACAGAAAAACCAAGAAAAGAGAGAAAUAUUAUCUCCAUCUCAGAGGCUGUCCUGAAAAAGUGCCGUAUUGCCCUGCGGCGUGCUAUUUCCUCUGAUGAAUCAAAGCAGUUUGCUAAUUUGCUUGGAACAACUCUAACAAAUUCCAAUGAGAAUGAAGAUGAGGGCAUCCUUGGAUUUCCUGGUAUGGUAUCCCGCCCUUUGGAUUUCCGCACAAUUGAUAUAAGGUUGGCUAAGGGAGCUUAUCGCGGAUCUUGGGAGGCUUUUCUUGAUGAUGUACAAGAAGUAAUUUGUAAUCUGCAAACUGCAUUUGCUGAUCGACCUGAAGUGCUGAUAAUGGUUGUUGCACUGUCUGAGAGUUUUGAGUCAUUGUAUAAGACAGAGGUACAAGACCUUGUUGAGAAAUUUGACAGAUAUCUAAGCAAUGAAAAUGAUAGCUCAGAAAUCCACCAGGAGCUACAAGAUGCUCUCACGGCAGCAAACAAUAAACUGCCGAAAGCACCAUGGGAGGAUGGUGUCUGCAAAGUCUGUGGAAUCGACCGUGAUGACGAGAGCGUUCUUCUAUGUGAUAAUUGUGACUCUGAAUACCACACUUAUUGCCUGAACCCACCACUGGCACGCAUACCGCUUGGAAACUGGUAUUGUCCAUCAUGUACUGCCCAAACUCAUGUUGCAGUGCAAGAACAAAAGAAGUGCCUUGGGGAGGAAGCUCAUGUUUUUAUUGAGAAACUCAACAAGUUAGCUGUUGCGAUGGAUGAGAAAGAGUACUGGGAGCUAACCGUAGCAGAGAGAAUCUAUUUGCUAAAAUUUCUAUGUGACGAAUUGCACAACACAGCUCUCAUCAGAGAACAUCUAGAUCAGUGUUCAGACAAGUCAAAUGAUCUCCAGCAGAAAUUACGUCACCUGAAUUAUGAACUGAAAGAGUUAAGGUAUCGGGUAGAAAUAAAAAAUCCUUAUGCCACACAAAGUAGAUGGAUGAAAAAUGACCAAGUAAGCAAUAGUUCAGGACUCGUGGAGAAUCAGCAGCGUGCUAUGCCCACAGCCUCAGAGCAUCUUGAAGAGGCUGAACAGGUUAAUGUUGGAGUUAACCUGAACAACCCUGCUGAAGGGGUUCCUGCUGCACUAUUGGAUGUGGGUAAACCUUGCAGUACUGACAAUGGCAUAUCCAGCACAUCUGUUAUUGAAGGAAAUAAAUCUUUGGGGCUUUCAGAACAACCAUCAAAGAUAAUUACUGACCAGACUGAUCGGGACUCUAUUGCCGAAGGAUCCAAUAGUUGCGAGAAAUCAUUAGUUGGCAAAAGUGGUACUUGUGAUCCGAAUGUGGGAGAGACUCAUGCUGCUACAGUUAUCAAUGCACCAAAUGGAGAUUUACCUGAUGAAAAUGCUAUGACAUUGUCCCAAGAUAAUAUUGAAACAUCGACAUCUAAACUGGUUGACCAUGAUGCUGAUAUGAACGAAUCAAAUAAUUUAUUGGAGAGGAUUUCACAGUUGCAUGGUUCAAUUAGCACAGUAGAGUCACAGCUUAGUAUGGCAUCCUUGAGAGGAGAGUGCCUGGGUAGGGAUUCUGUUGGUCGAUUGUACUGGGUUACAGGAAGACCUUGUAAGCGUCCUCGUCUUGUUGCAGAUGGAAGCAUGAUGAUACCCAAGGACAGAGACAUUAGCAUGGUUACAAGCCAUUCUCAGUCAACAUUCGAUAGAGGUUGGAAUUCGGCAUCACUUGUUAUUUAUGAAUCUGAUGAAGAAAUGAAGUGUCUUGUUGACUGGCUAAGGGACAUUGAUCCAAGGGAGAAGGAUCUGAAAGACUCUAUCUUGCACUGGCAAAAGUCUAUUUAUCGCCAGGCUAGUUUCCCCAUCACUGAUCCUCCAGUGUCCAAGUUUUCAAAGAGUGAGCCACUUAUGGAGCUUCCAAACACCAAUGCUUUUAUAGUUUUGGAGCAAAAGUAUGGUCUGCAAACGGAUCAGGACACUAGUGAGCUAUCCAAAAGGAGAGGAACGAAGUCAAGGUCGGGUUCUGAAGAAAGAGUAUAUCGCUGCGACUGUUUAGAGCCUAUAUGGCCUUCUCGACACCAUUGCUUAAAUUGUCAUGAAACUUAUCUCACAUUGAUGGAAUAUGAAGGGCAUAAUGGUGGAAAAUGCACCAGCAGUAACGACUGUCCUAAUGAAAGUAAAGAAAUUGAUGAGCCGAAACUGAAGGGCAGCAAGUCUGAUAUAAAGGAAAAAGAUCCUGUAGUUCAUAAUUGUUCCGUUGAACCAUCUAACAGUGGAAAAUUGGAGUCAUGCCCUUAUGACUUUGAAGAAAUUUGUAGAAAAUUUACCACAAAUGAUUCAAUCAAGGAGACGGUGAAGGAGAUUGGGCUGCUUGGCUCAAAUGGAAUUCCAUCUUGUGUACCUUCACCUGCAUAUUUCCUUGACCCGCCAGUUCUGCUAAAUGAAAGUAAAAGAAAUGACGAUAAACCAAAUGAUUGGACUUCCUCAUUGCAGGAAUGCCAAGCUGUGUCUGCCAAAAUGUCAGGGCAAGAGGGAUCUCAAGUUGGCCAAGAUUUUUCUGGCAAUGCAGGUGAUGAGGAGUUGCCAAAAUCUAAGAAGCCUGUCAGGGAUAGUACUUCAGCCAAGGAAGCACCUUCAACAGACAUAUCCACAAGAUUGCUAACUGUUAAUGGGGGAUUGGUUCCAGAGUCAUCACUGAUGCCUGUAAUAGGCAGGAAUUUUCAUAUCCUGAAGCAGCUAAAGAUUAACUUGCUUGACAUAGAAGCAGCUUUGCCUGAGGAAGCAUUCAGAGCCUCAAAGUCUCAGCAAAUAAGAAGACGUUCAUGGCGUGCUUUUGUGAAGGAUGCAGAAUUAAUAUCAUAUGUGGUAUUGGCAAUCAAUUUCUUGCAGAGCAUGAUAAAAGCCGAGUUUCUGAAGAAAGAUUGGUGGUACUGGUCCUCCUUCACUGCAGCUAUCAAGACAACAACUGUAUCAUCGCUUGCGCUCAGGAUUUACACCCUCGACGACUGCAUCAUGUACACAAAGGAUCCAGCUCCAAACCUGCAGCCAGCUGACAAUGCAAGGUCUGGAAACAAGGGGAAGAGGAAGAAAGACAUAGAUUCAUGAGCAUCGUAACCACAAUGCUCCUGGCUUCCCCUGUAGAUUCUAUCUAUCUGCAUUUAGAGGCUUCUCAGUUCUCUGGCAGCAUAACAACGCGGUCAGGUAGAUUGGAGAUAUAGAUGGUAGUGGUCAGGUAGAUUGGAGAUAUAGAUGGUAGUGAUACAGGUCGCAACCUAUGUGUGACCUCUUUCUUACUGUACAUUCCAGUGUCACAGCAAGGGUGCAGCCAUGAUUUGCCCGUUUCAGUCUUGUCCUACUUACUGGCCUGCCAUUGCGCGAUAUCUGCUGUUGCUAAGGCUCAAUCUCUGUAAAUUCUACUCGAGGGAUGGCACCGGGCAAGUGCUGGUGUUUAAUCUGUUGCCCGAUGUGUUGAUCUGUUCUAGGGGAUUAGAGGAGGAAUGCUAGGUCGGUAGGAUUUACCCCAUUUCUACCCUGCUUCAUUUUAUUUUAGUGGUGGCAGUGGGUAGUCGUAGUUUUUUCUUUUCUUUUCUUUUCAGAGCUGGGAUUGUUUGAUGGAUGUCCCCUGCGGCAUCUGACUGCUUUAGGGAAUUUGAUACAUGACGAGUGUAAUAUUUUUUUUGACAUAGAAGUUGUAACUAAACCGAAACUAAUAAUGAUGAAUGAAAAUGAAUCCCUGUUCCUU
Messenger RNA from Zea mays, 7096 nucleotides. Its product is annotated as PHD-finger family protein. Gene Ontology annotation, cellular component: nucleus. The record is from RefSeq and is marked validated. NCBI's taxonomy places the organism in Eukaryota, Viridiplantae, Streptophyta, Magnoliopsida, Poales, Poaceae. The coding region runs from base 115 to 6459 and encodes 2114 amino acids. The transcript is spliced from 11 exons. Gene Ontology annotation, molecular function: protein binding.